AUGAACGAGGCCAUCACGAGCCAAAAGUACGCUUUCGCGGCUCAAUGCAUUUUGAUGCUCGCGAUUCCGAUGCCAAAAGUCAGCAUGUGUCUCUCCUAUCUGAGGAUCUUUUACUCGGACAUACCCGGCCGGCGCCUGAUUUACGGUUUGCUUGUUCUGCUGGCGUUAACGAUGGUACCCACGGUAAUUGAGAACUUCUUCACGUGCAGACCAUUGAGCCUCUAUUGGAACGAGUUUAGGCCAGCUGGCAAGUGCUUGAAAGACUUGCCUAUGCUCUACAUUCACGGGAGCUUGAAUCUUUUUAUCGACAUUGCAUUGAUGAGCAUUCUCAUUCCACGUAUUCUGAAGUUGAAGGUCACCAAACAGCAAAAGUGGGCGCUGGUCGGCAUAGUGCUUUUGGGGUCCCUCGCUGUGGUGGCAGGAAUCGUCCGGAUGGUAAAAGUCGGCACGAUAUUGAACAGACACAACAUUGACCCCCCGUGGGAUAUGUACGACGUGUCUAUAUGGACGUCGACCGAGAUAUACGUAACCCUAAUCUGCGCGGCGGCGCCAGGGAUAAAGCCUCUCAUCAGCAAGGUACUACCCAAGUUGUUGGGCACAACGCUCCGCAGCCGGACUGGAACGACCGGGGCGCAGACGAACCCAAUCGAGUUGACUUCGAAGAUGAAGCGAUCGACGCUUGGGUCGAGGCACUUAUCGGUGCUGAAGAGCAACAGUACAACCCAGCUGACUUCGGCUCACGGGCCAUACGCGGAGAUUUACAGUACUGGAAAGCAUGAUGAGGAAAGCUUGGACGGAAAGAGCGACGUGGACGAUGGAUCAGGUCGAUUGAAGGCAGAAGAUGGCAUUCUGCGGAACACGAGCGUGGUCAUCAGGUCGGAGAGGCGCGGGUAA
Molecule: messenger RNA, 894 nt
Organism: Paraphaeosphaeria sporulosa
Lineage: Eukaryota; Fungi; Ascomycota; Dothideomycetes; Pleosporales; Didymosphaeriaceae
Exons: 1
Coding region: 1-894 (297 amino acids)
Source: RefSeq, a predicted model, not a curated record